CAGGGCUGGGAUUUGUGACUGAAACAUGAUGAAACCAUCCUGUGGACAAAUGAAAUGAGUCUGUCAGCUUCUCCAGGUGGGAUUACUUGGAGCUGAUAGACUGAAGUCCCAGAGCAAUCCGAGCAGAAGCCCUGACACCAAGAGGAGACCUGAAGCCUCUGCACUAUGAUUCUCCACAGUGUCCUAAACUUAUAUCAGGUAGUCUAUUGUAUCACCUUUCUAUUCGGAAUACAAGUUUGUUUUGGAUUUACGGCGAAUCGCUUGAAACGAUCGGAAUCGGAAUGGGAUGAAGGUAUUGCAUCCGUUCUAUCAGAUUCCCCAUGGAUCAGCACUUCUGGGUCCUGUAAGGGCAGAUGUUUUGAACUUCAAGAGGCCGAUCCCCCUGCAUGCCGCUGUGACAACCUGUGCAAGAGUUACAACAGCUGUUGCCAAGACUUUGAUCAGCAUUGCCUAAAGACAGGUCGAGGCUGGAGCUGCAAGGAGAGGUGUGCAGAGGCUCGGAGUGAAGACAAUGCAUGCCACUGCUCUGAAGAUUGUUUGGCCAAAGGAGAUUGCUGUACUGAUUAUCACAUAACAUGCAAAGGUUAUAAUAAAAGGUUUCUUCGGCCUCCUUUGAUCAUUUUCUCUGUUGAUGGUUUUCGUGCUUCCUAUAUGAAAGAAGGAGCGAAGGUUAUGCCCAAUAUCUACAAACUGAGAACCUGUGGAACACAUGCUCCAUAUAUGAGACCUGUUUAUCCAACAAAAACAUACCCCAAUUUGUAUACGCUGGCAACGGGCCUUUAUCCAGAAUCUCAUGGCAUUGUUGGGAACUCCAUGUAUGAUCCUGUCUUUGAUGCUAACUUCAGCCUUCGGUCACGAGAGAAAUUUAAUCACAGAUGGUGGGGUGGACAACCGCUUUGGAUUACUGCUGGAAAACAGGGGCUGAAGGCAGCCACAUUCUUCUGGCCAGUGUCUAUACCUUAUCAGCGGAGAGUUUUAACAGUUCUUCAGUGGCUGCAUUUGUCUGACAGUGAAAGGCCUUACGUCUAUGCACUUUAUUCAGAGCAACCUGAUCAAACGGGACACAAAUAUGGACCGUUUAGUACCGAGCUGUCUAAUCAACUGAAGGAAAUCGAUGUCAUUGUGGGCAUGUUAAUGGACGGUCUAAAGCAAAUGAAGUUACAUCGAUGCGUCAAUAUUAUGUUUGUGGGAGAUCAUGGUAUGGAAGAAGCAACAUGCGAGAGAACUGAAUUUCUGAACUCCUAUUUAAACAAUGUGGACGAUUUUGUCUUCUUACCUGGAUCUUUAGGACGUUUGCGUACUAAGAACAGUCUGCCUAAACAUGAUCCCAAAGUAGUUGUUGCAAAUCUUACGUGUAAAAAACCAGACCAGCACUUUAAGCCUUACCUGAAGCAAUACCUUCCAAAGAGACUGCACUAUGCCAACAACAGAAGGAUAGAAGACAUUCAUAUAUUGGUUGACAGGAAAUGGCAUGUAGCAAGGAAACCUGUAGAUGUCUAUAAAAAGCCAACCAAAGGCUGUGUUUUCCAAGGAGAUCAUGGCUAUGACAACAAGAUUAGCAGCAUGCAGACGGUCUUUGUUGCAUAUGGACCUACAUUCAAAUACAAGACGAAAGUACCUCCAUUUGAAAAUAUAGAGUUAUAUAAUCUCAUGUGUGACCUUCUUGGUUUAAAACCUGCCUCCAACAAUGGAACUCAUGGAAGCUUAAAUCACCUCCUAAGAAUGGCAACUCACAAGCCAGGACUGCCAGAUGAAAUCUCCAAACCAGUGCCAGUCGUUGUCUCUCCAUCCACUGUGAACGAAGAGCUAGGAUGUUCUUGUGAGGUUCAGGUAAAUAUGAAGAAUAAAGCUGAGGAACUGAAUAAAAGACUUUAUGUCAAAGCAACAGAUGAUAAAAACCUCUUAUAUGGGAGACCAGCCAUUUUAUUUAAGACCAAGUAUAGCAUAUUGCAUCACAGUGAUUUUGUCAGUGGUUACAGUGAGAGCUUGAUGAUGCCACUUUGGACGUCGUACUCCAUAUCCAAACAGGCUGAAGUAUCUGGCAUCCCCGACUAUCUCUCGAAUUGUGUAAGACUCGACCCACGCAUUUCUCCUGGCAACAGCCAAAGCUGUUCUGCUUACAAAGCUGACAAGCAGAUGUCCUAUGGAUUCCUCUUCCCACCACAGUUGAGUUCUUCUGCUGAUGCCAAAUAUGAUGCAUUCCUCAUUACAAAUGUUGUUCCCAUAUAUCCAGCAUUUAAAAAGAUCUGGAACUAUUUGCAGAGGGUCCUGAUGAAACGAUAUGCAUCUGAAAGGAAUGGAGUCAACGUCAUUACUGGCCCGAUAUUUGACUAUGACUACGAUGGCUUAUAUGACACCUCUGACAAAAUUAAAACUUUUGUAGAUGGAACAAUAUCAGUCCCAACACAUUACUUCUGUAUAAUCACCAGCUGCUUAGAUUUUAACCAGCCAGCUGACAACUGCGAUGGCAGAUUAUCCGUUAUGUCUUUUAUCAUUCCUCACCGGCCAGAUAACGAUGAAAGUUGCAAUAACUCGGAAGAUGAAUCAAAAUGGGUGGAAGAACUUUUAAAGAUGCACACCGCUCGUGUUAAAGACAUUGAACAGCUGACCGGACUGGACUUCUAUCGAAAGACCAAUCGCGGCUACACAGAGAUCCUUUCCCUGAAGACGUACAUGCAUACGUUUGAGAGCGAGAUUUGAAGAAACCAACGGCGUAACUCAAGUGGUGUAUAUUUUUUAUAUUUUUUUUGUAUUUAUUAAUUUUUAAACCAGGACACUUAAAUAUAUUUAGUACUUUAAUCCUAAAUGUCACGCACACGUCAGAUGUCCAGUAAUGUUUUAGAUGUCUGUGUUGGGAAAUCUCGUUCUUGCUGCAGCUAGGCUGGUAGACUAAGCUUGUUUAAUAGUGCUGCAGAAUUACUUCUUGCACUGGGAACUUUAUUUUUCUAGUGCAACACUGAUGUCUUUGUAGACUUUUUACUAUGUAAUGCAAUAUGUAAAAUGACUUAUAUUAACUGGAAAUUGUGACCAAACAUAUUUAUGUUGUAUGGAUUAAUGGAACCUCAUAUAAUAAACCACACAUGUUUCAUUUUUAAUGCUG
Molecule: messenger RNA, 3100 nt
Organism: Nanorana parkeri
Lineage: Eukaryota; Metazoa; Chordata; Amphibia; Anura; Dicroglossidae
Gene: ENPP2
Product: ectonucleotide pyrophosphatase/phosphodiesterase 2
Exons: 25
Coding region: 166-2700 (844 amino acids)
Biological process (GO): phosphatidylcholine catabolic process; immune response
Molecular function (GO): nucleic acid binding; scavenger receptor activity; polysaccharide binding
Source: RefSeq, a predicted model, not a curated record